This is a messenger RNA of Linum tenue, 1103 nucleotides long. The record is from the annotation of a GenBank genome assembly. Lineage: Eukaryota; Viridiplantae; Streptophyta; Magnoliopsida; Malpighiales; Linaceae.
AACUCCCCAAAGAAUAACUCCCAAAUGGCCAAAGUCUAGUCUACACUUCCGUUAUCUCAUCUCAUCUCCGUCCGUCUCGUCUCCUGCACCCUUCAAACCUAUCUGCGGUGCGGUGAACUCUCGAACUUCCCCCGGAUGAGGAAAUCAUGGGAAAUCAACAUUCACGCCAAGGGCAGCGGCGGCUAUCGAUUCGGAUUCAAAGCCAGAUUAGCAGAAACCAGGGGCAGCAAGCUCCGUACUCGAUUCCCACUCCUUUCCAGGCUCUACGAUUCCUUCGUCGAACCAACAACUACCGCAAAAGACCCCAAAUCCCUCCACAGAUUCAAGCCCUCUUCCCCUUCAACUUCGAGAUCCAAGCACCACCGCUCCAAGAAGCACAAGAACCCUGAACCCGAGCAGAUCCCGAUUUCUCCACCCAAGAUCGACAGCACUGCCAGUCCCUACAAGGUGAGCCGCUUCAUUCCGAGAUCCAGAUCUCUGCCGAACCCGGAAAAUGGUACCACGCUAUUUGAUGGGGCGAAGCCGAAACAGGACAACGACAACGGCCUGGGCUCGUCGAUUGUGAGAUCCGUGAAAUCCCUGUCCCGGUCGAUCGAAGAGAGAAGUUGGAGCGGGAUCUUGAUCCACGGGUGGUGCGUCGCGCUGUUCGCCUGGCUGCUGUUGAUGGAACGGUUUGGGAUUCUCAAGUGGAGAAAUUUAGCGGCCGUUUUAGUCGUGGCGGUUGUAGCUUGGGGAGUCGCAUCUCGGAAUGUGGUGGGCUCUGCCGACGAAGAUGGCGGCGGCCAAGGAAGGGUUCAGGAAGCUUGGAAAUUUACUGCAUCUUCUGGGAGUUUAGACCAGCUUUCCAUGGUUGUCUUCUCUAGGAUUCGGCAGGCCGUUGGGCUUUGAUUCUGCAAGGAAGGACGAUUGCAGGUUACUCACUGGAGUUGAGUUUGGUAUUCUUCAUUCACAAUAGAUACCAGAAUUAUAUUAUGUCUGUCGAUAUUAAGAAUUACUAUAAAUUCUUGUCCUCCAUCCCAUUUCUUCUGCAACCUUGAAACUACAGAUGAUGAGUCCAGCUUCCAUUCCAGUAGAAUGUGAAUUAUUUAUUUAUACGGUUAAAC